Angiostrongylus costaricensis is the source of this 636-nucleotide messenger RNA. NCBI's taxonomy places the organism in Eukaryota, Metazoa, Nematoda, Chromadorea, Rhabditida, Metastrongylidae. The record is from the annotation of a GenBank genome assembly.
AUGGAUCGACGUGCGGUUAUUAAAGCUGUGUCAGUGGUGCGCUGCGCUGUGGCAACGGACUAUGCGUUCGGAGCCGAAGACUUGGAACUGAUGGACCACGUCUACGCUUGCAUUCUCAACACGUCGCACUAUGAUGAAAGCGUCAUUGAGGUGUGCUGGGAGUGGAUUGACGCGUUGGAGCGCCAACCCCGGCUUAAGGACGCCCGCGUCGUGUCCAGUUCCCAACUGAGCAUCUACUACGCAUAUCAUAUGAUUUCACGAGUACAGGAACGCAUGCCACGUCGUGCAAACCAUUCCCAGUUACGCGCAGAUGCUUGGCGGAGAGUAAAGCGAAGCUUCGACUACCUUUGGUCUGCGGCUGUGCAGUUGUGGAAGCCUUUUGAACUGGAUAGGCUUGACAUUCUUUGUAGCUGGUCUUAUUUGGCACUCCAAUUUUCGGAUACCGUAGAUGACGAUACAAUGGAACUUAUAGAGACUGCGAAAUGUCAAGCGGCUCAUGUGCUGGCGACGUCUAUUGUUGUAGAGAACACUCAUCAAGCCAAUCAGAGGAUUGCCACUGUUGAAAGGAAUCUGAAGGAGACGAAAGCGCUAGCCGAAAAGAUUGGAAAGAAAGUAAGUCUGUUCAAGUUUGCUUAA